AUGCCAAAAAAAGUUUUGGGUGACAAGAUUGAAAGAAACGUUGAUGCAAUCAGGCCGCCAUCACUAACACUAGUAUCGGAUGAUUUGAAGCACCUGCCAGUAAUACCACAAGAUUUUGCAGAUGAUGAUGAUGGUGAAGACAAAGUUUUGAGUAACGACCAUGGUGAGAAAAAAAUAUCCAGGAAGUUCGGCGGUACAAUUGCAUUGAGGAAACGGUUAGAAUCUGUUCCAGAGUUAUUUUUGCAUGAUUUCAAGAAGAAACCAUGUUCCAAGCUUGACGUAAUCAAAGAAAAAAAUCAUAAGCAUUCACCUGUUUCUAAGGCAGCAACAAAUCCUCAAGUCAAUGGAUUGCGGUCACAACAGACAAAAAGGGUAGGAUCAUUUCCAAUUCAAAGAAAGAGCCUACGUGGGUCAAAGCUACCAAGGAUCAAAGUACCGAGACCUAGUGAGCAUGUGGAACGUCUGGAUCACAUUAUUGACAGAGCUUUCGUUCCCCUACCAGCACCGAUUGUAAUGCCUGUACACACUCGCACUGCAAUGAAUCCAGUUUCAGUCAUGCAGGAUCAAACACAAGAUCGCCAUAUGAAAAACAAGUAUGGCAAAAGUGAUAGUGAAAUUUUGUUUGACGAGAUCGUCUCAGCCUAUGAGAAUGUACCUACGAGAAACUUCACUGCCUUAAAUUCGGAAAUUGAUAGAAUUAUUGAUUUAUGCUCCUCCAAAUACGUGGCAAAAAAGAUGGAAACGUUCCAAACACCGCAAAUUGUUUGUCCGUAUGAUACAGAGACUUUAUUUUCGUCUGCAACACCAAAAGCAAAAACUGUCAAUACCAACGCAUUGAAUGAUACCAUCUCCAGCCCUGAAUACUCCACAUCUGGUGGCAGCAUGUAUUCUGAACACUGGAGUUCAGAAGACGAGUUGCCUGAGUUGGAAAGUACAGCGGGGAGGGCCCACAAAGGUGCAAUGGUGUCAUCCAUAGUCUCUGAUGGCACUAAUGGAGAAGGUUAUUUUACCGCAGUAGAGACUCUGCCUUCAACUGUGUCGGUGGAAGACCUGGAUAUACAUGAUGAACUUCCAAAACCCUCAUCCAAAUCACCGUGCAGUGUACUUCAGAACGGGCUUUCUGUAAGAAAAUUAGAAAAAAUUACUCUUAAACCACCUAAUAUAAUGCAUAUCAUGAGCUCAGAUGAUGAAAGUGAGAAUGAUGACGAUGGGGAGUAUAGAACUUUCCGUAUUUUACAAGAAAAAAUUGACAGGAUUGAUAUUGCGAGCUGCAGCAGUAGCAUAUACAGCAGUUAG
This is a messenger RNA of Saccharomyces kudriavzevii IFO 1802, 1296 nucleotides long. RefSeq names its product Dse3p (gene DSE3). Lineage: Eukaryota; Fungi; Ascomycota; Saccharomycetes; Saccharomycetales; Saccharomycetaceae. The coding region runs from base 1 to 1296 and encodes 431 amino acids. The transcript has a single exon. The record is from RefSeq and is a predicted model, not a curated record.